AUGUCAAACGUUGAAGCAUUGAAUCAGAAAUGGAACAAGAAAGGAGUGUCAGUGAAGUCGGACGCACAGCAUAAUGGAAUGCCAUUUGUUCAGUUGGAGACAGUGUCAUCAUCGUGUUUGGUAUACUUGCAUGGUGCACAUGUAACUUCAUUCAAGACCAAUGGUAACGAACACUUCUUCAUGAGUGAGAAGUCCGUCUACGAACCAUUCAAAGCACUACGUGGUGGUAUCCCCUUGAUCUUCCCUCAGUUUGGUGCCGGCAAGAUACAGACACAUGGAUUCGCCAGAAACAUGCAAUGGAGUAUAAAGACAACGUUCGUGGACGAGAUGAGGGGAUCGGUUGGAGUGGAGUUUGAGUUGGUGGACGAUGACUACUCGCGCAAGAUAUGGCCAUGCUCAUUCCAUGCCGUGUACUGCAUCACAUUGCACAAGGAUCGCUUGGAGCUCAGCUUUGCAACAAAGAACACUGAUCACAAAGCCUUUGACUUCCAGCUGGCCCUUCACACAUACUUUGCCAUCUCCAACAUCCAGAACGUGCGUGUCGAUGGCCUGCACGGCUACAGCUACAUUGACAAGAUGAAGAAUGCAGAGAUCGACGUGGAGAAACGCCAGAGCGUAACGAUCCAGGAGGAGACGGAUCGCGUCUACCUCAACACCAACACCAGCCAGCCUCUGCUCCUGAUCGAUGAUCACAACAAGAGUCGCAUCACUCUUCAGUCACAGGCCAACUUGAACGACGCCGUCGUCUGGAACCCCUGGAUCGAGAAAGCCAAGCGCAUGGAAGACUUUGGCGAUCUCGAGUACCCCAAGAUGAUCUGCAUUGAGGCGGGCGUCAUUGACAAGCCUGCCAUCCUCGAGCCUGGCCAAUCCUUCCAGACCACUCACGUCAUCAUCCCCUCCAACAAUCAUUCGCCAUCACUCUAG
Molecule: messenger RNA, 924 nt
Organism: Acytostelium subglobosum LB1
Lineage: Eukaryota; Evosea; Eumycetozoa; Acytosteliales; Acytosteliaceae
Exons: 2
Coding region: 1-924 (307 amino acids)
Biological process (GO): carbohydrate metabolic process
Molecular function (GO): isomerase activity; carbohydrate binding
Source: RefSeq, a predicted model, not a curated record